AUGAAGAGUUGGGUAGCGGUUGUGGCUGUUGUGCUUAGCAUAAUGUUGGUUGUGAGCGAGGCGGCGUCAGGGCCGUCAUCAUCAACAUCGGAUGACAAGAAAAAGAAGACAAACAACAAAAUGAUUAAUCCAGGGGUGUUGGACCCAUGUCAAAGGCCGGGAGGUCCGCACAAGGGUUGUCAAAACCCCUACGAGCAACGUACCCCGGCUAAUAAAUAUAACCGCGGUUGCACCAACCCUAAUCGUUGUCGUCAUUGACCUCAUUCAUCAUCAAUUUAUAUAGUGUUUUUUUCACUUAUGUAUGAUGAUAAUUAUCUAUU
Messenger RNA from Humulus lupulus (European hop), 320 nucleotides. RefSeq names its product protein RALF-like 25. NCBI's taxonomy places the organism in Eukaryota, Viridiplantae, Streptophyta, Magnoliopsida, Rosales, Cannabaceae. The transcript has a single exon. Bases 1 to 258 code for a protein of 85 amino acids. The record is from RefSeq and is a predicted model, not a curated record.